Molecule: messenger RNA, 2339 nt
Organism: Oncorhynchus mykiss (rainbow trout)
Lineage: Eukaryota; Metazoa; Chordata; Actinopteri; Salmoniformes; Salmonidae
Gene: tmem109
Product: transmembrane protein 109
Biological process (GO): cellular response to gamma radiation; intrinsic apoptotic signaling pathway in response to DNA damage by p53 class mediator
Source: RefSeq, a predicted model, not a curated record
AGGUUAACUUGAUUUUAGCCUGAUCGAAGAAAAAUCAACAGUGGUGUGAAGAAGAUAAUGAGGGAAUAAUAGUCGAUCAAUAUAUUAGUAAUCAGUUGUAUUAUUGUAUUGCAGUGUAUACAGAUGGUUCAAAUGAUACGAUGAAUGGGAAGACGGGAGCAAGUGUAUUUAUUAUUGAAUUCGAUGUUAAUCUAUGCAAGUCUAACAAAUGAUUUGUCUGUAUAUUCAACAGAAAUGUUUGCGAUAAUUGUUGGAUUGCAAUGGAUAGAGGAGGUGCAACCAAGAAGAGUAGUAAUAUGUUCGAACUCUGCAUCGGUUUUGUGUAGUUUAAGAUCUGGAAAGUCAGAACGCGAUGAUUUAUGGUUAGAAGUAAUGAUGCGGGUAUUGGGAUUACAAAGAAAUGACAUUGACAUUUAGUUCGGUUGGAUUCCGGCUCAUGCAGGAGUUUAUGGAAAUAAUAUAGUAGAUAUAACAGCAAAAUGAGCAGUGAAAAGCACUAUUGUGGAUAUACAGGUGCAGUUGGGUAGAGGAGAAUUUAAAACAUUCAUUCGAAAAAAUGGGUUAGAUUGCUGGCAGAGACAAUGGGAUGAAAGUAGGAAGGGCAGACAUUUGUAUAGUACAAGGACAUCUUUACGGGAGAUAGUGUCAUUGAAUGAGAACAGAAGGAAAUUAGAUUAGGGCAUACGGGAUUGAAUUCAUCUUUGAAAUUGAUAGGAAACAUGGUACUAGAAUGUGCAAUGGCUGGAAACGGUUGAACAUAUAUUACUAUUUUGUGAAAUGUGUGUAGAAAGGGAGAGGUUGUUUGACAGGGUCAGAGGUUGGACGGAAGUGGGUGGGGAUGAUGUGAGUGGUGAGGUUUGCACGGAGGUAUUUUAUUUUAUUAGAAAUCCAGGGUUAGUCAAGAGAAUAUACUGUAGUGGUAUAGAUAGGUCGUCACACUCCAGUACAGUAGGUGGCGGUGUAUGCACUUGUCAGUUGAUAGUGAUUUGCCAAUUAAACUUAAAGAUGAAGAAGGGCAACGCAACUAUUGUAGUACAUUUUGUGUCGGCCUGCCUACUUUCUAUAUCCUGGAAACUGUAGUUAGACGAUGUUUUUUUUUCUUUCCAUAUGUAAGACAUAGGCUACACUGUAGCCAAUAUGUUUCUGUCUGUAGAGUGACCAGUUUAGAUUGUUGUAGCAUAUGGUUAUGCAGUGAAACCAUAUUCAACUAAAUCUAAAGACGUUGGAUGUUUUAAUCUUUUGACUUUACAUAAGGUGUCUGAAACAAUGAAAGUGUGUUUCGUCUUGUGUGUGCUGAGCACCGUGGUAGUUUCUUGUUCGGGAGAAUAUAGUCGCUUCGAGAAGUCAUUUAACAAUUCCCCGGGAAUGAUGCAAGUCCUCCGGGAGACGCUCACGGAUUUGUCCCAGGAGGCGCACAGUUACCUGGUCCACCUUGUUGGGGCGCGGUCUGUUGAAACUGCACAGAAGUGUUUCUUUCAGUUGGUCAAGUAUCUGGCUGCGGUAGUGGUCAGUGGCGCAAAUGUGGUUAUGAAGUACCUCACCCAGUUCCUGAGGGCAGCAGGAGUUGAUGUUCAAAUGCCUGUUAACAGUAUCACCCCAGAUGCAGUGGUCUAUAUCGGUCAGUGGCUUCUGCUGGCUCUCAUUGGCUACUGGCUGCUGUCCCUGGCCUUCCGCUUGGUGGCAUCCACUUUGAGGCGGGUCCUGUGGCUACUGAAGCUGGGUGUGGUUUUAGGACUGUUUGGCCUGAUCCUAAGUGACCGCAGCGCUGAAACAGAGACUACGGCGCUGCGAUUGGCCGGCCUGGUGAGCGUCUGCGUCCUAUUGGGUAUAGGGCAUUCUGGCACCAGCGGCGACAAAACCGACCUGGAGGAUCAAGUGAGGGUGCUAGAGAGACAAGUGAGAGAAAUGGAGAGGAGGAGGAGUGAGGGAUGGAUGGAUGGGAAUUGAAAGGCCUUGUUUUGAACAUAAUCUAGGUCUAGGAUCGUAAUCACGACAUUGUACAUAACGUUUUGUUUGCAAAUGUUUUGGUAUCGUUUUGCAAUAAUAAAGCAUUUGCCUUUUUUCUUAAAGAUCCUAUAGUUAUUUUGCGUGUGAAACAGAACUGACAGCUGAUUAGCUUGUUUUCAAGGAGACAGACAACGUCAUUUCUGUUUAUUAAGGUGGAUAUGUGCAUUUCCCACUAUUCUGCUAUAAAUGCUAUUGAUAUUUGUAGAAUAGAAACAUUCCAUAAGGUCUGACGAUAUGGCGUUGGAAAUCAUUUUCUUCCUCACUCCUCUCCAGUUAUGGCGGCACACAACACAAACAAGUUCUCUAAUAAAACAAAUACAUACUUCCUAUUA